This is a messenger RNA of Solanum lycopersicum (tomato), 604 nucleotides long. The record is from RefSeq and is a predicted model, not a curated record. Lineage: Eukaryota; Viridiplantae; Streptophyta; Magnoliopsida; Solanales; Solanaceae.
AUCAAAUUCAGUGUUGAGCUUUCUUGUUGAAUUAAUUAAUCUAAUUUCUUCAAAACACCUAAGAUUCAUGCCUAUAAAAAGAAAUGAAUUCAGGAUGGAUCAAAGAACGAUUCAACAAAUGUUAUUGAUGUUAUAUUUUAUGUUAAGUUAUAAUAGAGUUGAAGGGCAAAAAAAUCUAUCCAAAUUUGAGAAUGCGGAGUUAGAGAAACAACUAAAAAUUUUGAACAAAUCAGCCGUCAAAACAGUAAAGACUAAAUAUGGAGAUACAUACGACUGUGUAGAUUUUUACAAACAACGUGCAUUUGAUAAUCCGUUGUUGAAGGACCAUAAUUUUCAUCCUAAGAUGAAACCUACUUUAUCUACAAUCAAGAAAGUUUCAACCUUCUCAUCAACAACUAAUAGGUCAUGGACAAUAUGGUCAAAAGAUGGAGGAUGCCCUUUUGGAACUGUUCCCGUUAAGAGAAUGACAAAAGAUGAUCUUAUAAGAUUAACUCGUAUGCCUCCUCCAGAGGAUGUCACAUUCAACGCUGAAUAUGAUGUUAGCAACAACAAUAGUAGGUCAAAUGGAAGAUACAUAUCUUCACAAGAAUAUAAGAUUUACUAA